Molecule: messenger RNA, 1042 nt
Organism: Saimiri boliviensis boliviensis (Bolivian squirrel monkey)
Lineage: Eukaryota; Metazoa; Chordata; Mammalia; Primates; Cebidae
Product: CMRF35-like molecule 7
Cellular component (GO): plasma membrane
Molecular function (GO): transmembrane signaling receptor activity
Source: RefSeq, a predicted model, not a curated record
GGUCUAGAUGUGCACGAGGUGCAAGCCUGAGCCCAGGCAGAGCGUCCGGAGUGCAGCUGGGAUCUGCAUUGGCCACUGAUGCGGAUCAGGUGAUGAGGAGCCGGGAAGGUAGAGCCAUGUGGCUUUCCCCAGCUCUGCUCCUUCUCAGCCUCUCAGGCUGUUUCUCCAUCUAUAGCCAAGAGUCCGUGAGAGCCCCAGAGCAUGGGUCCAUGACCGUGCAGUGCCACUAUCAGCAAAGAUGGGAGACCUACGUCAAGUGGUGGUGUCGAGGGAUGCACUGGGAUUCAUGCACUAUCCUCAUUCAAACAGAUGGGUCAGAACAAGAAGAGAAGAGGGACCGUGUGCUCAUCAAAGACAAUCAGAGAGACCACGUGUUCACUGUGACCAUGGGGGGGCUCAGGCAAAACGACACAGACAUUUACUGGUGUGGGAUUGAGAGAAUAGGAACUGACCUUGGGACUCAAGUGAAAGUGAUCGUUGACCCAGUGAGAGCGGCUUCCACACCAGCAAGCUCGUCUUCCAAAUUGACUACCAACAGGAAUAUGGGGGUGUUAAUCAGCUCCCACAAGAGGACCUACUAUGUGCUCCUGGUAUUUGUGAAGGUGCCCAUCUUGCUCAUCUUGGUCGGUACAAUCCUCUGGUUGAAGGGGUCUCAGAGGGUCCCUGAGAAGCCAUGGGAACAACCUAUCUAUAUGAACUUGUCCUCUAAACAUCUGAACAAAGACAUGGCUGCUUAGAGAGAUGGAUCUGCAGAGCCUUCCUGCCCUGGACUGCAUUUCCAGAAGAGACCUGGACUGUGGAAGGAACAUCUCUGAAUCCUUGGGAGGCAGCCACUGAGAUGGGGCCCUGGGCCUCCACCCUGGCCUUGGAGCUGGUGGGUACCUCCCUGUCCUGCACAGCUUAGGGACUUAGCUGGGGCCUCUCCUGAGCCCCCAUCACCUCCUGGAGUGUCAGCACCUGUUUUCUUGGUCAGGCGCUGUAGAGAUGGGGCUCAAGCAGUGGACGACUGUGUCCCUACUGCUGGAAUAACUUGGGCACAGAG